CUCUUAUAAGGAUACGAACAGUUUAACUUCAAAAAAAUAAAAAAUAAAAUAAAAAAUCCACUUCGAUUCUGGGCACUUUUUUAAAAAAAGAAAAAGAAAAAACGAAAAGGAGGGGACGUCUAUAUUAGCAUUAAAUGCGCUUUAUGCGAUAGCGGACAACGCGGUUCCAUUCCAAUCGAACAGCCCAAUCCUGUUUUGUACGUUUUCUUCCUCUUAUCUUUCGCGGUUGUACCUUCCUCCCUCAAUCGCCAUUCGCCACUAAGCGUUUGAUCCAGCUGUAAGCCGGAUUCUCCAUUGCUCUUGAUUCAGUUCGCAAGCUCAGCGCUAUGGGAUUUUCUUCCGACACUUGGAUGCGAGAAUUUAAUGAAUCGUCAAAACUUGCUGAUGAAAUAAACAGUAUGAUUUCUGGAAAGAGUUCUUUGCCUCCAUCAGGACCAGAAACUCAACGGCAUUUGUCUGCAACUCGGAGAAAGAUCACAAUACUAAGGACAAGAGUGGAAACUUUGCAGUCCCUUUUGUCAAAGCUUCCUAGCAAGCAGCCUAUAACUGCGAAAGAGAUUAAUCGGCGCCAAGAUAUGCUCAAGAAUUUGACCUCCAAAGCCACCCAGAUGGCAGCUACACUCAACAUGUCCAAUUUUGCCAACAGAGAUAGCUUGCUGGGGGCAGAUACAAAGUCUGAUGAUGCCAUGAAUAAAACAAUUGGCUUGGAUACCCGUGGUCUUGUUGGUCUUCAACGGCAAAUCAUGAAAGAACAAGAUGAAGGUCUUGAGAAAUUGGAGGAGACAGUUACAAGUACAAAGCAUAUAGCAUUCGCAGUCAAUGAGGAACUUCAUCUGCACACUAGGCUUUUGGAUAACUUGGACCAGCAUGUGGAUAUAACGGACUCCCGCCUGCAGCGGGUGCAAAAGAAACUGGCUAUUUUAAAUAAAGGAACCAAGGGUGGUUGCUCUUGCUUGUGCCUGCUGGUCAUUGCUAUUGUGAUUUUAAUUGUUGCUAUAUGGGCACUAAUCAAAUACUUGUAGUGCCUGUGCUGAAUAAACAGCUCCUGGAGUCGUGGUUUUUAUAUAUUGUGAAGAGUGGUGGGUUGGCACACGGUUGUUGCAUAUUUUUCGAUCGUGCUGAGUACGGGAAUGAUUUUUCUUUUUCCUCUCAUUUUUUUUUUUCGUUUUUGAUUUUUUGUUCCCCCCCACCUCUCUUAAUUCUGUUGAUUUUAAUUGGAACUUGUAAACUGCAACUGUGGGAUACUGGUGGACCAAAUGUGUAUGUCAUUAAGAGACCCCUUUUCAGAAAAUGAAGUGCUUUGUGUCCAAAGCCUUCUUUUUUAAA
This is a messenger RNA of Malania oleifera, 1326 nucleotides long. RefSeq names its product syntaxin-52-like. The transcript is spliced from 7 exons. Gene Ontology annotation, biological process: vesicle fusion; intracellular protein transport. Lineage: Eukaryota; Viridiplantae; Streptophyta; Magnoliopsida; Santalales; Ximeniaceae. The record is from RefSeq and is a predicted model, not a curated record. Gene Ontology annotation, cellular component: SNARE complex; endomembrane system. The coding region runs from base 327 to 1022 and encodes 231 amino acids. Gene Ontology annotation, molecular function: SNARE binding; SNAP receptor activity.